AUGAGGAUAAGCUGGGGGCUUGGCCUUGGUCGAGUCGAAUCCGUCGACUACUAUGCCGGCGUUCUUGUGCCUCUGGACGAGGCUCACCUGCACAGCCACUCGGCCCGGACCGGCCGCGUGGAAUUCGAGGCUCGCGACUUUGAGCUCGACGACGACGACGACCAAGACGAAACCGGCGCCGCCAAGGAUCGCGGCGACGAGGAGCGCGAGGGUAUGCUUGAAAUGGACGCCGCCGAGUACAGCAUCGACGGCCUGCGCAAGGCCAUGCGCGACGGCCGUCGCGGCCAGUGGAGCGAGUAUGAGAUCAAGUCCAAGCUCAUCAACAAGGCCAUCCAGGACAUUGGCAUGGGCUCCUACAACUGGCAGCUCUUUGUUCUCUGCGGCUUCGGCUGGUUCGCUGACAAUCUCUGGCUCCAGGGUGUCUCGCUGACGCUGCCUUCGCUGUCUGCCGAGUUUGGGAUUGACGAGAAGACGGUGCGAUAUACCACCAGCGCCUGCUUUGUCGGCCUGUCCGUGGGCAGCUUCCUCUGGGGCAUUGGAUCUGACUUCUUCGGUCGCCGUAUAGCCUUUAACAUGACGCUGCUCAUCACCAGCGUUUUCGGUGUCUUGGCUGCCUAUGCGCAGACGUGGGGUGGCGUCUGCUUCUUCUUCGCGGCCUUUGGCUUCGGCGUCGGAGGCAAUCUGCCCGUCGACGGUGCCUUGUUUCUCGAGUUCCUACCUGAUGCGUCAAGUUCACUCCUCACACUAUUGUCCGUCUGGUGGCCCCUUGGCCAGCUCGUUUCGUCUCUUGCAGCCUGGUAUUUUAUUGCCAACUGGCCCGUUGAGCAAGGUUGGCGCUACUUUAUCGUCACCAUUGGCAUCGCCACUUUUGCCAUGUUCAUUGUCCGCUUCUUCGUCUUUCACCUUCUCGAGUCGCCAAAGUUUCUCCUCAACAAGGGUCGCCAGAACGAGGCCGUGGCAGUCAUUCACGGUCUUGCUUACAGAAAUGGCUGCAAAACAUGGCUUACAUCCGACAUUCUCGACGAGGUUGCCGCCGAGGACGACCAGCGCGCCGAAGGCUCAUCUGCCCAGCAAGCAUUCAGAUCUGCUCCCACCAAGAGCGUUCUCAUGACCAAGCUAAAGGGGUUCUCUACCGACACAAUCCGGCCUCUAUUCCAGAACAAGACGCUUGGUCUCGCCACUGCUCUCGUUUGGUUUUGCUGGGCCAGCAUCGGUAUGGGCUAUCCACUCUUCAACGCCUUCUUGCCCCAAUACUUUGCCCGCACCAACGGGAAUCAAGAUGGCGGCGUGCAGUCGGAGACGUCUGCCAUCUCCAAUACAACCUACCGCAACUACGCCAUCACCUCCAUCAUGGGCCUGCCUGGCAGCCUUCUUGCCGCAUAUCUCGUCGAUCACCCUUCGCCGUUCCUCGGCCGUCGUGGAACUCUGGCCGGCUCCACCCUGCUCUCUGCCGUUGGCCUCUUCUUCUUUGUCCUGUUUGGCACCACGCCCACCUCGCAGCUCUUCUUUUCUUGCGUGGAAGCCUUUAGCCAAAACAUCAUGUACGGAGUCUUGUACGCCUUUACGCCCGAAAUCUUUCCCGCGCCGGUGCGUGGGGCGGGCAGUGGCGUAGCCAGUUUCCUGAACCGCGUGACGGGCCUCAUGGCUCCCUUGCUGGCCGCCAACAUGCCCGGUGACAGUGCGAGCACACCAAUAUACCUGUCUGCCGUGCUUAUUUUAUCUGCAUUCGUCGCCAUGUGCCUGAUUCCUAUUGAGACGCGAGGCGCACAGCGUCUAUAA
This is a messenger RNA of Beauveria bassiana ARSEF 2860, 1779 nucleotides long. Its product is annotated as major facilitator superfamily transporter. Gene Ontology annotation, molecular function: transmembrane transporter activity. The transcript has a single exon. Lineage: Eukaryota; Fungi; Ascomycota; Sordariomycetes; Hypocreales; Cordycipitaceae. The coding region runs from base 1 to 1779 and encodes 592 amino acids. Gene Ontology annotation, biological process: transmembrane transport. The record is from RefSeq and is a predicted model, not a curated record.